CUUCGCCAUUUUUUUAAAAGAAAAAUUUUCUACAAUCGUGUUUGGACUUGGCUUUUGAUAUCUUGACGCCUUGGCAGUUGAUUCCUCGUCAGUCGUCCCGCCCCUCCUUUUGGUGAGAGAUAGCUAUCGGGCAGCCAUGGCUCAUGUAGCUGUUUGCCCCGUCAGCUCCCACAAAUUGCGGCCUUUUCAUUUCAACCUCCGCCCAUCUCUGCACAUUCAACACCCCUAUUUCCAACACCUCAAGAGCCGUAGACGGUUUCAUCAUCAGAUAUUUUGCGAAACGAAUCCUAAUCGCAAUCCAGCCGAGUGUUGCCAAACGGCUGAUUCUGUAGAAAAGGUAGAUCCUGGCUCUAGCAAUAGUGUUGCUAGCAGUGAAGUUUCAGUUUCCUCCAAUGACAGUGGAAGGUUUCUUGACUACCCAGACACAAAUUUCAAUAGGAGAAUAGCACUGGUCUCUGCUGUUGGAGCAGUGGUGCUUUUUUUGUCACGGCGACUUGAUUUUGGUGUUUCUUUGAAAGAUCUUUCUGCUGCUGCUAUGCCUUUAGAGAAGGCCCUUUCAAAUGGAAAGCCUACAGUGGUGGAGUUCUAUGCAGAUUGGUGUGAAGUCUGUAAGGAAUCAGCUGCGGACGUGUAUAAAGUUGAGCAGCAGUACAGAGUGACUCUCCUGUGCUAGGCAUUUGUUGGCUUAUUAGUCAGAUUACUCAGAUGUUUCACCAAACACAAAAAACUUCAUUCAUAUAUUUCAUAGCGUUGGCUGAAUAUGAAAAAAGGAGUACAAGAUUUGGCCAAUUCAGUCACAAUGGCAGCAGAUGUUUUUUCCCCUACCAAACACUCUUCUUAAUAAACAGGGACAGAGUGAAUUUUGUGAUGCUAAAUGUGGACAACACAAAGUGGGAACAAGAGCUUGAUGAGUUUGGAGUGGAAGGCAUCCCCCAUUUCGCAUUCCUCGACAAGGAUGGGAACCAGCAGGGCAAUGUUGUUGGUCGCCUUCCAGGGCGGUACUUACUUGAAAAUGUGGAAGCCCUCUCUCAAGGAGGGCAAACAUCUGUACCCCACACUCAUAUGGUGGGCCAGUACUCUAAUACUGCUGCUGGAUCGCGUGAACUCCAACGAGUGGUGGGUCCCAGAAGUCAUGGUUAGCCCCCAACACCAUGUCAUACACACAACUUGCAAACUUGGUGUUUGCUCACUUAACAAAUUGUUUGUAGACACACUUUGUUCAUAACAUUGUUUGCCUCCACUCUUAUAUUAGAGCAAAAGCCGACCAAAAACAUUGUUCAUCAUACUUUUGUAAAUAUAUUUCCUCUUCAUUACCC
Cuscuta epithymum is the source of this 1316-nucleotide messenger RNA. NCBI's taxonomy places the organism in Eukaryota, Viridiplantae, Streptophyta, Magnoliopsida, Solanales, Convolvulaceae. The record is from the annotation of a GenBank genome assembly.